Messenger RNA from Planococcus citri (citrus mealybug), 2092 nucleotides. RefSeq names its product tRNA (adenine(37)-N6)-methyltransferase. Bases 331 to 1509 code for a protein of 392 amino acids. Lineage: Eukaryota; Metazoa; Arthropoda; Insecta; Hemiptera; Pseudococcidae. The transcript has 5 exons. The record is from RefSeq and is a predicted model, not a curated record.
UUCGUGUUUUAUGAGAAGGUUCUUCGAUUUUCUCAUUGAUAAUCUUUUCGUUUUGUGCUUUAAAAUAACAAAGUAGCUACCGCAGAAGUGAAUAUACGUUUCCUUUCGUCAUGCUCUUGAUCAGCAUGCAUUCAAAAUGAUAUUUGAAGUCAAAAUAUACUCAAUAUGAGACUGAAAACUCUUGUUCACUCGGUCGAAAAUAAAUAAUAAAAUAAAGAUCUUCAGGCAGGAGUCUGCAUACAGCUUACAGCUGUAUUCUCUCGUUUCUUCUUACUUACUUUGUUAGUAAGUUAUCAAGUUUCCUUUGGCAUCCCAUUAUUCACUAUCACGAUGGCGACAGGUGAACGUGAGCAGGGUUUAGAUGAUGGAUUGACACAUUUAUCCAAUCAAUUAUCAAUAGCUAGAAAAGAAUUGCAGAAUAUAAGAAAAGAUUUGCGGCGACUGAACAGCUGCUAUCAGAAAGACAUAGAUAACGUGAUAACUUCUCUAAAAAGCUGGAAAUGCGAAUCGUGCUCGGCUUCCGGUGUUGCCGAAAGUUCUACAUCUACGACGAAGCAAGAAGACGAAGAUAAUGCACUGGUAUUUCAGCCGAUCGGUUUGAUUACGUCGUCGUUCCAAGAAAAAAGAGGAACUCCUCGACAACCUGGAAUAUGUAUCAAUAGCUCUGGCAGAAUAACUUUAUUCAAUAGUAUUUUCACUAAUCCUAGUCACGCUUUGGAAGGAUUAGAUCAAUUUUCUCAUAUGUGGAUUUUAUUUCAUUUUCAUAAAAAUGACACUACCCACGUACGAGCGAAAGUUGCACCUCCUCGUUUGAAUGGAUUGCGGACUGGUGUAUUUGGAACUAGAUCUCCUCAUAGACCAUCACCUGUAGGUCUCUCUUUGGUUCGAAUCGAUCGCGUCGAAGGUUCCUCGGUGUAUUUCUCUGGCGUUGAUAUGUUGGAUGGUACUCCAGUAUUGGAUAUCAAACCUUACAUUCCUCAAUACGAUAAUCCUUUGAAUUUGGGCCACACUUGCAAUUCAACGGAUACGUUACGGGAUAGGCUUUCUGUAGGUGAACCGUUAGAUGAUUGCGUUCGUAUGCCUAGAGAAGCUCCAGAUGGCGAAGAAUGUGGUUCUGCAGAUGACGGAGCUAAGCCACCUGCACAUUCUGCGUUUACGGAAGAACAGAUUCGAGUUCCUCAGUGGAUAUCAGAACCGAUCAAUAGCCAAUUGACGGUUACGUUCAAGGAAAGAGCAAACUCGUAUUUAGAUUCUCCCGAGUGUACAGACGAAACUGGCAGCAGUGAAAAUUUACGUAAUACUAUUACACGUAUUUUAGAAGAAGAUCCGCGUUCGGUUUACGUGCGCGAAAGAUAUAGCAAUCAAUUUUACACAUUCCUAAUCGAUGACCAUCAUGUUAGUUGUAAAUUUGAUGACACUAAUCAUUCCGUUCAAGUGUAUAAAAUUGUAAAAGCCAGUUCGGUAACUGAAUGGAAAGGAUCGUUCGAUAAGUCUGAACACGAUCAUUAAUUAAUUGAUCAUUUUUUUUUAGAUGCUUAGUUAUUCUUUUAACGAUCUCAGUCGAAAAUGUUUUCUUUUUGUUUUUUAUUGUUUUACAAAAUAAGUAUGUAUGUUGUACGAGACGAUGAAUUUUGAUGUGAUCUAAACGAAAAUGUAUUCAAGACGUCUAGUUAUUACCGGUAUAAGUAAUUAUAGUAACAAAAGGUUGAUGUAAAAGUAAAAUUCGACUCCCGAUGUGAUUAUUGUUAAUUUAAAAAUCAAUACUGAUGAAAAAUAAGUUUCGGUGACGUUACUCUGACUUUAAAAAUCUGUAUCCUUCACAGCCUCCUGCAACUACACAAUUUCCGUAGGGUUUAGAUCAAAAAAUCGAAGUUUUGUAAUUUACACGAAAUCGCACGAAUACUUUUUUAUCACGAUUUUAAGCUUCCAAGUCUCAGUAACGUCGACCCAGAUAAUUUAGAUUUUAUUCGUUACUCUGUAAGAUUAUUUUAGAAGUGAAAGACAGCGAAAUAUCAUUCAUCGUAUCACUGAGAUGAAAAAAAAUAUGUAUCUCGAAAAGAAAAUCUCAUAAUUAAUAAACCAAUUCCCAAAA